Trichomonas vaginalis G3 is the source of this 7041-nucleotide messenger RNA. RefSeq names its product aggrephagy protein. Bases 1 to 7041 code for a protein of 2346 amino acids. The record is from RefSeq and is a predicted model, not a curated record. Lineage: Eukaryota; Parabasalia; Trichomonadida; Trichomonadidae. The transcript has a single exon. Gene Ontology annotation, molecular function: protein binding.
AUGAUAGUCGAUGAUAUCAGCUCCAUCCUGAAUAUCCAGAUGCCAGAGAUACCAGAUUCAUUACCAAUUGAUCUAUCAAAUAUCAUCAAAUCAGUCAAUACCCCUAUAUUAAGGACAAUUAAUUUUUUGACAAUCCCAGAUUCAAAGAACAUCACAGAAGUAUUAGAAUACUUGAAUUUUGAUUUUCCUAUUAUUCCGACAUUUCUUAUGCUUAUUGAAAAAUAUCAAGAUUUUGAUUCACAAUCUUCCGAUAUUCUUGCAAUUUAUGUACUUUAUAUGUAUAUAUCAUGCGUAUUAUAUGCUAAUGAAACAAACGAUUACCAAUAUUAUACAAUGAUUUUAAAUUCCAUCCCGAAUCUACAAAAUUCUAAACAUUUUCCUUUAUUACAGAAUUGCUUUUUCAAAAUAAUCCAAGAAUGCAUCAACCAUCCAGAUUGCGCUACUCUCAACACAUUCUUUCAAGGAAUUUCCGAUUACAGUCUUUUAUCAUGCUCUCAUUCACCAGAAUUUGAAAAUAUUCUUGUAUCAAUCCUACUAUUUGUGACAUCACAAAACCAUGACGAUAAAUUAAUAUUCAUUAAAUUCAUUUUGGAACUUACAAAAGAAAAAUUUCAAUUUAAUGCAACAAAUUCAAUGAAAAUCAUUAAUUUAAUAGAGCCACACGUUAUAGGAUUAGAUUGUACAGCAAUGCAAUUGUUUAAUACAUUAUCAGAACCUUUAUUUUCAGAUAUUAUUCUCGAUAUUUACAAAAACAUCAUUGACUCAUUAAUUUCAUUUGCAAAGACUACAGAAAUGAUUAAAAUACCUAAAAUUGAAAAAUCAACGAUUGAUUUCAUUCCGAAUUUAAAUCCAAAAAUUAUUUUUGAAUAUAGUGAUUUAGAGACGUUUGAAGACGAGCUAUCAGAAGAUAAUGUAACAAUUGAACAAUUGCCAUCGAAUAUUUCGCUUUUACAAGAUUCUCAAGAAGAAAUUUUUAAAAUUAUUUCAAUUUUAACUAAAAGAUCAACAAAAUGCGAAGACACACUUUUAAGUAGAUUCACAGUGUUAAACAAGAUCAAUAUGAAUGAAAUUUUAGUUUUAAUUUAUUUGAUACAAGAUUUAACACUUUCUUCUCAAAAUUGUAGUACAUACAUAUCAUUAAUCUUGAAUUCACAACUAUUUGAUGAUACAAUCAAUCCAAUUUCGGAUAAAAUUUUCUAUAAGAUUUUUAUUCAGUCAAUGAACGUUUUAAAUGAAUCAAAGUUUAUUGGAUUAACAAAUAUAUUCAAACAGAAACACAUUAGUUUCUUUUUGUGCUCAAUUAUUCUCAAAAUUAUUUUUUAUAAUUUUUAUAAAAUUUUAGUUGAUGAUUUAUGCAAUGAAGAGUUCAUGAAUGAUAUAGUUAUGUCAUCAUGCUAUUACCAGGAGCAACACAAGUACGCAAAUGACGAAAAUUUACAAAUUAUUGAAGAAUCAAGAAAAACGAUAUUUAAGAUAUUUAAUGAAGUUGUAUCCAACAAAUCAUUGAACUACAAGUGGUUUUCCAACCAUAAUUUCGUGAAACAUUUACUUUCGUUGUUAAUGGAAACAUCUGUCAGAAAAUUUUCAGAAAACUUGAUUAAAAAGUACUUAAAUUGUUCAGAAAGUCCAAUACAAGAAGUAUUUAUUCAAGAAUUACUUAAUGUUUUGACAGAUUUUUCAAAUAAUUUUUCAGAUCCGAUUUAUAUUGAUUUAAUGACAUCAUUGAUAUCAAUAUGUAAUUCAGCAAAGUCUAUUAACUUUUCUCUUUUAAUUGAUUUGAUUAUUGAAAUAAUUACAAAAAUUGAACCAAAUUCUAUUACAUUUCCUUUAUUUGAAGCUUGCAUAAGGUUUUUAACUAAUAGUUAUAUGACUCACAUUUUAGAUUUUAAUGAGAUAACAAAAAUUUCAAAAACAACUCAAGAAUUCAAUAAAACGAAGUUUAAACAACAAAUUGAUGAUUUAAUGCAAAAUCUUUUAUACGAAACAAACAAGAUUUUCAUUAAAAAUGCUUCAAUACUGGGAAUUAUUGUUGAAAGUUCAUUAGAUGACAAUGAUUUGAUGCAAAACUUGGAUUUUGUUUAUAAUAUUCUUGAAAAAUCUAUUUAUAACAUGAAGAUUUCUCAUGAUCUCAAGUUUGAUUUGUAUCUUGUAGAAAAAUUACUGAAAAUCAAGCAAGAAAAUGAAGACAGAUCUAAUGUUGUUUCAAAGAUAUUUAGUAUUCUUUCUUUAUCUGUUUCAAUUUUUAUUUCUGAAGACAUUGUUUCCAAAAUUAUGAAUUUAUUGAAACCAAUCAACAAAACAAGGAUUUCUCAAUACCAAAGUUUAUAUAUUAGUUUUGUUUCUGAUGUGUUUGCCAGCUCUCUGAAAAAUACAAAUUACUUUACAAUACUUAAUUUUGAAAAGUCACCUUUAUUGAUAAAUACAAAUAAGUUUGACAAAAAUUUUGACAUCGACAUGGAAAUGUUUUUGGAAGUUUCUGACGUUCCAUUUAGACUUUUGAAUUUCAAUGAUACAAAAAAUAGCUUUGACGUCGAUAUUAAAAACGGUUUAAUCUCAAUUUCUGCAAUAAGUGACGUGAAGACGAUAAAAAAUUUCAAUCAACAGAUUGAUUUCAACAAAUGGCUAAAAAUCAAGAUAUCCAUUACUUUUGAAAAAGAUUCAGCAAUUUUCAAAUUAUUUUAUAAUAAUUCAACAGAAAUAAUCAUUUUCUCUGAUAUUUCAUAUAAAGAGGAUGAAUCAAUUUUGUAUUCUCUUUAUCCUUUGAACCAAUUCUACGAAUUUCCAAUUGGAUAUGUUUCAAAUCUCUCUAUUUCAAGAAACUCAGAAGAAACUGAAGAAAUUCUUCCAAUAUUGAACUCAAAUUUGAUUUCUUUCAUGUUCACUAAUGACUUGAAUCUUGAUAAUUUCAUUGUUUUGUAUUUGCAACCAAAAUAUUUGACAAAUAACGGUUUAAUCAUUCAAAAUUUGUUUGAAAAAAUCACUUCACUUUUCAAGAAUUUAUUUAUUAUUUCUGAUGUUUCACAAACUAUUUUCUUAGAGAAAAACUUCAGUGAAAUAUUAUCACAAAUUUUAGUGCAAACAAAGAAAACAGGAUACCAAGAAUAUUUAGAACUUUAUAAUGAAAUUUUCUCUGUAAUAACAAUUGAUGAACUUAGAAAUGAUUUUCUCAAAAACAUAAUUAUGAAUUUAUCUAUUUGGAGUUUAGCUGAUUUACUACAAAUUGUCAAUCAUUGGAAAAGUGAUGUAAUAGUUAACCACAAAAAUGAUAUGAAAGGAACGUUAACAAUUUAUGACUUCACUUCAUUUUUAAGAGAAAACUUUGAUGAAUACUCGAAAGAAAUGUCUGAAAUCUUGAAAACAAUUAUGCCUAUUUAUAUUGAUAUUUGGUCAAUUGAUUAUGAUCAAAGCCAAUUGAUCUAUUUGAUUGGAGAGUGCCAAGUAACAACAAAUAUCCAAAUUGUUAAAUUUUUGUUGAGUUUGACAAAAUCAGUCACUUUUUCAAUCCAAAACGUGACAAUUUCACCAGAAACGACAAAACAUUUUUAUUUGUUACAUCAUUUGAUAUCAUAUUGUGAUGAAAUGAUGUUUGUCGACAUCUUAGAAAUAUUCUUUUACUUGAAUCAGAAGAAAUUAUUAAAUAUGUCAUUUGACAGACAUAUUUUGUCAAUUGUCAGAUCAACACCCCAAAGAGUUUGUACAAAAACAGUUCUCAAAUAUUUGGUGAGAAACAUUAAUGAUGGUUUCAUUGAGUUUUUACCACUUUGCUGCUUGAUUUCUUGCGAAUGUGAUGAAGUCCAAUACUUUUUGCAAGCAAUUGAAAACAAAAACGGUUUGACAAGCGAUAACGAUAGAAUUAUGUGGUUAUUAAUUUUAUUUGACAGAUUUCCUGAUUAUCAACAACAAAUUUUUGAUUUAAUCUUUGAUGAACAAAAGAUUUCCAUUUUCUGUUCUUUGUUACAUAUUUUACAAAGUCCUUAUUUAUGUGAAACAAUUUGUUGUCACUUUUUGACAUUUGCCAUAGACAGAGCACUUCGAAAUUUCAAAAAUUUAACGCAAGAUUAUGUCAACAAAUUAUUGUAUUUCUGUUAUUUAUCUAUUUUGUUCCAACCAAAGAAAUGCAAUGAUUUAUUUUUGGAAAAUCUUAUGCUGCAAAGUCCGUAUACGAAAAAGAAACAAAAGAGAAGAUCCAGUGGUUUGUUCCUUCCUUUAUAUGUGAAAUUGGAUAAAUCAAUAACUAAUUCUUUGACAGAUCAAUUUAUUUAUUCACUUCACAUGUCAGAAAAUGGCGGAUGGUUGGAUUCAAAGUUUGCUUUGAAAGUCAUCAAAUUAUAUGAAAUUUUCCCUUGUCCGGAACUUUCUUCUUUCGAUAUAUUGACAGCAAGUUAUUUGAUGAAGCUUUAUCCAACAGACGUUAAUGCACAUCUUAACACAAUUCCUUUUUCUUAUUUGGAACUUAGAAAUAACUAUAAUUUGAUUAUGAGAUUUCCAAAUUACAAGAAAUACAUUAAUUUCGAUUUGUCAAUGUUUGAAUCUGAAUAUAACGCAGAAAUUGCGUUUAGAUGUUUCGAACAAAUCGCAAGUUGUUAUCCAAUACAAGAGAUAAUUCAUGAGUUGAUGGUAAAAGUAAAACAAAUCCAUGAAGAAAGAAAAGAUGAAGAGAAAAACAUAAUGACUUCUAUUGAUAAAAACAUUGUUGAAAAUAUUUUGAAUACUGACAAUUUAUAUGUUAAAAACAAGGCAGAAAAUCGUCAAAAAUUAUUGUCAGAAAUCAAAAUAUUAAUUGAAGAACAAACUUCAGAAAAUAUUAAAGUUUUUCUUAAAAAGAAAAAUGACAAAAAAGAUUCUGAUUUAUCAGAUUUUGCCAAGAACGAAACAGAAGCAAGUUCAUUACCAGUAUUUAAGAUUGAAAAGAUCAAACUUACUAAUUCUCCUUCUUCUUUGUCUUUGACAGAAAAAAGUCCAAUUGGAGAACUAAAUUUAGGUAAAAAAGAAGAAGAAGAAAAUCAAAUCGAAAUAACUCAAAAAGAAGAAAUGAUUUACUAUGAAAUAAGGGAUGAUAUCUUAGUCCAUGGUUUGCCAAUGAAGAUGAAACUAAAUGAAAACUAUAAUGACCAUAAAAUAGCAAGUCAAAGACGUGACAAAGGAAGAGGUGACAGAGAAGUUUUUGAUUUUAAGAAAUACAAGAAACCAACUGAAACAAAUUGUUCUUUAAUAACAAUUUAUGGGGAAUUUCCUUGUUAUCUGUUAUUAACAAACAAAAAUUUGAUUAUCAAAAAUGAAGUGACCAAUGAUAUCAUUAAAACCGAAGAAUUAGAAAUGAUAAGAGCUGUUGAAUAUUUACACACAAAGAACGGAUGUGAAAUAUUUGUUAAAAACGGUAAAUCCUAUUUCAUUGUGUUUAAUAACGAACAAAUAAUCACAAAGUUCUCAAAUUUGAUUCCAAUUGAUAAUUUAACAGAAAAAUGGUUGAAUUAUGAGAUUACAAACUUCGAAUACAUCAUGGAGAUCAAUAGGAGAACAUCCAGAUCCUUUAAUGUAUUACCACAAUAUCCAAUAAUGCCUUGGAUCAUCUUAGACACAAAAAGUGAAACAUUAGAGUUCCAAAACUUGAGAGAUUUCGGAUUAAACAGCGGAAUAAUGACCCAUGAAAAGUUCCUCUCAUUCACUGAGAAGAAAAGAGAAAUCUUUUAUUCUGCAAUGAUUAACGAAAUGUCUGUUCUUUAUUAUCUAAUGAGAAUGGAACCAUUUACGAGUCUCCACAUUCAGUUCCAAUCAGGAAAAUUCGACCAUGCGAAAAGAUUGUUCCAAUCUUUGGAAGAAACAAUCGAUUUUGAUGAUUUUUCAUCAGAAUUAAUUCCAGAAUUCUAUUUUUCACCGGAAUUUUUGACAAAUAAAAAUAGAUUCGAUCUGGGAUUGGAAGAUUCAAACAUUUUAUUACCAAAAUGGUGUAAAAGCCCAAUAGAGUUUGUUUAUUUGAACAGGAAAAUCAUGGAAAGUUCGAAAGUUUCUGAAAACAUUGAUAAAUGGUUUGAUUUAAUUUGGGGAAUAGACAGGAAGAAAGAAAACAAUAAAUACGAUCCUUCUCUUUACGAUGACAGUCCAAAUCCAGAAAUGAUGUUGGGAAUGGGAGUUAUUCCGAAACAAAUCUUCUUCAAGAAACAUCCAAAAAGAAAACAAAAAGUAAAUAAUUCUGCCAAAAAAGUGACAUUUUUCAAAUUUGUUCCUUUGCAGAGUCCAAAACUCCAUGUUACAGAUAAAGGAGAGAUCGAAAUAGUUGCUAAUAUUGGUGAAAACUCGGUUACCGCUGUUUUAACGCCGAGUUUCAAUUUGUUUUCAUAUAUUUUGACGAAUUAUUCUUUGAGACAAAGUUUUUCAACGAAAAGAUUUUGUUAUUUAACUGAUAAUAACAAAACAAUAACGUUCUUCAACUCAGGAAAAUUCACAAAGUCAAUUUCCUUCAUUUCUGAUGUUAUCAAAAUUGAAAUGAACAAUAGAAUAACGGUUUGUCUGACAAAAGAUUCAAUUUUACAUGUUUUUACGAAAAAUGAAUUUAUUGACUUUUCUUUGUUUGUUUAUGACACUGAUAUAUCUUGUUUAUAUGUUUGUAGUGAUUAUGAUACAAUUGUUUACGGAACAAAGUCAGGAGUUAUUUGUUCAAUUUCUAUUCGUAAUCAACAAAUCUACAAGACAGCAAGUGUUGAUUAUUCGAUUGAGAAAAUUGAGAUUUCUCCUGGUUGGGGAUUCAUUGUUUGCUCGAAUGAAACAGAAAUAUCUGUUUUCGACCUGAACUUGAAUUUCAUCAGAACUAAAUCUUUCGAUGAAGGUUUAGUUAAUUGGUGUUUGUUAAAAGAUAUUUACGGAUUUGAUCAUAUAAUUGCACAGUUUGGGAACUUAAUGAUUCAGAAGGCUGAACUGUUUUACUUGGAUUUCAUAUAUUUUGGUGAAUUCAACAAAAAAGUUUCAUCAAUGAUAUAUUCCAAACAAAAAUCAGAAAUAUAUAUGGUUUCUGAUGAUGGACAUGGAUGUUCGAUGCUCAUUUAA